AUGUCGACAAUAACAGAUGCCCCUGGACUUCCAGCCGACAUGCUCGAGCAAUGGAGGCACGAGCUACGCCGUGUCGAGCUUCCGAUCAACGGCGUCUCGUUUACGCACGUCUACUGCCGAUACGCCGCGCUCUGGGCGGCGAAGUUCAUCCUUGCCGAACUGGCUGCGGCCAGCGAGUCCGCAGCCGGACGGUCCCUCGUCUACGUGGUGCCGCACGCGGCCGCCGUGAAGAUCGCCACCGACUUCCUGCAGGAAGACGGGUUCGCCGUCAGAGAGUCGCUGCGCGUCAUGAGCUACAGCGACCUGAACAUUAGUCUGAGCAACAAUGCGCUCCCGCGGUUCAUGGCCGCAGCCAUCGUUCUUUUCGAUACCGACUUUGGCAGCCUCCCACCGCAGCUCACCGUCAGCUGCGCCCGGCUGGUCGCCGCGUGGGCAGCGCUGAGUGAUCAAGACAAACCACUCAGCUGCGCCAUGCUCGCUCUCGCGCCGUUUCCAUAUGUCUGGAGGGAAGUCUCGCCGAUCUGGGACCCGUUGCAAAUCGACUUUCAAUUCGGAAAGGAUAUUGUAUACCUGCAGCUGGGACCGCCUCCCCGGAUCGCACUGCUGUCCAACGACUGCACAGGUGGGAGUCCGACCGACACGAUCGCGCAAGCGAUCCGCUCCGUCGCCGUCGAGGAAGGGUCCACGACCGUCAUUUGUCUCGUCCCUCCCACGCAGGGCCAGGCGAUUCGUACCCUGCUGGCCAAAGAGGACAGCGUUUCACCCUUUGUCCUCACCCCGGAAAACGUCGCGGAGCAGUGGCCGGUAGUCAAGACCGCCCAGGAGAAGAACGCCGGCGUUGUUGCGUUGCUCGUUGACCCUGCAUUGCGCUUCCUCCCGGUCAUCGCAGGCAGCUGUCACUACAUGGUGCCGUCCUCCCGCGCGUGCGUUGCCCUGGAUGCCGACAUAUAUCAAGCGGUCGAUGAUGAGCGUCCUUGGCGGGCUCGCGACAUUGGCCUCGCGGCCAGUCUCGGCCAAGGCGCGUGGGCGGCAAGCUCCACGGUCGUCGUCCUGCGAACCAGCGGCCAUCCCUCCGAAGCACCGCCUCAUUCGACCGGCGACCGGCCACCCACCCCGCUCUGGAUUGCUUGGACCAGCGGCUUUCAGGAGACCCUGUUCUGCCUGAUUGACCUGGUCGGUCGAUCGGGUUGGACUCUGUUCAGAUUGUCCGUCGGCCUGCCGAACGACCAGGCUUUCAUCAAAGAGACGCUUCGUCGGCUGCUCAUGAUGAAGCUUGUGACCAGCCCGUCGAACUCUGCGUCCGGCCUGGUCAAGUACCAAAAACUGACCUUGGCGCACUCCAAAGCCAGGCAGGCAGCGUCGUUCCUGACGUCCGGCCUCGCCGAGACCCUCCCAGAAGCGCUGCUGCUAGCGGAGGUGGCCGAGGCCCCGUCCGCCGCGGUAAAGCUCACACUCGCCGCGGUCUCGAGCACUGUCCGCGUUGGAAUCAGCAACGUUGUCAAGCGCGGCCCCAAUACGGCCCAGCGGCUGACACUGGAGCAGUGCCAGUCCGCGUGCACUGGCAUCGGCGCCCAAUUGGGCCUCCGGGGCCGCCUGUGGAUCGCCCUCGACCUCCUGGCAGCUGAUGCGCACGGCUCUGACCAGCUGCUUGAGGUCGCGCAACCGCACCGCGAGGAGUUCCACCGCCGCUUCCGCUCCAUUCUCGAUCAGACAGCGCCGACGAUCGCAUCCUCGCCGCUACCCAAGCGCCUGACCGACAAGGAAAUCAUCGCGGUGGAGACGGCCAUCGUCCGUGCCUGGCUUCAGAACCUGUGCGUUACCGUCACCACGGAUGCGGAGAUUGGCGAUGCCUUCCAGCCGGUAAUCUUCCGCCGGAUCCUGUACUUCGCGUCCGGCGGUUGGGGCACGGGCUUGAAAGCGGCCCGUCGCCUCCACUUCGCGGUCCACUUCGGCCUGACCAAGGUCGGUGGCGCUCACAGGACAGACACUCUUACGUUGGUGUCUAGCGAGGCUGUGGUGCGCAUCUUGGACGAGUUGUUCCCGGAGGCUGUAGGUGUCAAGAGGCCCAACUACGGCAUUCUCUUGCACACUAGCCACGCCUAA
Thermothielavioides terrestris NRRL 8126 is the source of this 2103-nucleotide messenger RNA. RefSeq lists its product as uncharacterized. NCBI's taxonomy places the organism in Eukaryota, Fungi, Ascomycota, Sordariomycetes, Sordariales, Chaetomiaceae. The coding region runs from base 1 to 2103 and encodes 700 amino acids. The transcript has a single exon. The record is from RefSeq and is a predicted model, not a curated record.